Molecule: messenger RNA, 1527 nt
Organism: Talaromyces marneffei
Lineage: Eukaryota; Fungi; Ascomycota; Eurotiomycetes; Eurotiales; Trichocomaceae
Exons: 1
Coding region: 1-1527 (508 amino acids)
Biological process (GO): arabinan metabolic process; pectin catabolic process; L-arabinose metabolic process
Molecular function (GO): alpha-L-arabinofuranosidase activity
Source: RefSeq, a predicted model, not a curated record
AUGUUGUUCUCUCGACCAAUCCUCGAGCGCUUCAGCAGUGUACUCGCUGUGAGCCUCUAUGUCACUGGUUCCCUUGCUGGACCAUGUGAUAUCUACUCCUCCGGCGGUACCCCCUGUGUCGCUGCACACAGUACUACUCGUGCCCUGUACGACUCCUUCACUGGCGCACUCUACCAGGUUUCCCGUGGCUCUGAUGGUGCCACUACAGAUAUUACGCCUCUAUCCGCUGGCGGUGUUGCCAAUGCUGCUGCCCAAGACAGAUUCUGUGCUAGCACCACCUGUCUCAUUACCAUCAUCUAUGACCAGUCUGGCCACGGCAACCACCUCACCCAGGCACCACCUGGAGGUGCCGCUACCGGUCCCGAUGCCAAUGGUUACGACUAUCUUGCCAGUGCUGUCGGCGCACCCGUCACCUUGAACGGCUCCAAGGCCUACGGUGUCUUCAUCUCGCCAUUCACCGGCUACCGUAACAACGCCGCCGUUGGAACUGCCAGGGGCGAUUCUCCAGAGGGUAUGUACGCAGUUUUGGAUGGUACCCACUACAACACAGCCUGUUGCUUCGACUACGGCAAUGCUGAAGUCAACAGUGAUGACACCGGUAACGGCCACAUGGAGGCUAUCUACUUUGGUACUGGUGAUGGCUCUGGCCGUGGUACAGGUUCUGGUCCUGGUCCUUGGAUCAUGGCCGAUCUCGAGAACGGAUUGUUCUCUGGUUACGACCCUAUCAACAACAACGCAGACCCGACCAUCACCUCCCGAUUUAUAACUGCUAUCGUCAAGGGAGAACCCAAUCAGUGGGCGAUUCGUGGAGGUGAUGCUACCACCGGCUCAUUGUCAACCUAUUACAGCGGUAUUCGCCCAAGCGGUGGUUACUACCCAAUGUCGAAAGAGGGUUCCAUCAUCCUUGGUACCGGUGGUGACAACAGUGACCGGGCCCAGGGUACAUUCUACGAGGGAGUCAUGACCUCUGGUUACCCUUCAGAUGAUAUUGAGAACCGAGUUCAAGCCAAUAUUGCCGCCGCUAGAUACGCCACUGCAUCUCUCACCAGUGGCCCCGGAUUGGCCGUUGGUGAAAUCAUCUCCCUACGCGCCACAACAGCAUGCUGCACAAACCGCUACAUCGCCCACACCGGCUCCACCGUGAACACCCAAGUCGUCACAUCAUCCGAUAGCCUUUCCCUCAGACAACAGGCUACCUGGACCGUCCGCACCGGUCUCGGUAACAGCGCCUGCUACUCCUUCGAAUCCGUCGACACCCCCGGCAGCUUCAUCCGCCAUUCCAACUAUGAGCUGAUGCUCAAUGCUAAUGAUGGCAGCAAGCUCUUUGGAGAGGAUGCUACUUUCUGCCCCCAGGCCGGUCUCAAUGGCCAGGGCAACACUUUCCGCUCUUGGAGCUACCCUGCCCGUUACUGGCGUCACUACAAUGCCCUUGGCUACAUCGCUAGCAACGGUGGUCCCUUUGACUUUGACAGUACUACCGUAUUCAAUGAUGAUGUUAGCUUCGUUGUCAGGGCUGGCUUUGCCUAA